GGAUAAUGGAAGUUACGUGUUCUCCGGGCAUUAUUGAGCCGCGCCUGCGUCAGAGACACACCUGAGCGCCGGUUUGGGGAGCGCAUUGUCGGCUGCCUGAUGUUGCCGUGUGUCCGUGAACUUCCAGCAACAUCCUCUUUCGGCUGUCUGGCGCGUUUGAUCAGUGCGGGUAAACUUCCAUAUGGUAAGGUAUCUCGGAGGCAUGCAGACGAUGGUGUACCCGCGGUCCUGUUCAGUUUCUUAUCAAGAUGGCAGGACGCCGUAUUUCCCCAACCCCCACGAUCUUUGGUAUCUGCUGCAUGAUCUCUGGAUUUCUGAGGGGGGUAUUUAGUGAGAUAUAAAUACACUGGCAAGGAUAUAUCGUGCAUCAUGCGAAAAAUGUACUGGCAUGUGAAAUAAUACAGAAACAGAUUUUAAUGAAACAUGGACCAUUCAAGCAAUCGAUAUUCCCGAGAUUUUUAUAAACGACAUAUCUGGAUCCAGGACAAUUCAGUUGUGAAUAAAAUGCAGCAGAGAUACUGGAAAACAAAGCAAACUCUUAUCAAGGUUACUGGGAAGAAAGAAGAUCAACACGUUAUAGCUUCAGAUGCAGACCUUGAUGCUAAAUUAGAGGUAUUCCAUUGCGUUCAAAGGACAUGUAUGGAACUUCUGAAGGUCAUUGAACAGUAUCAGAAACAGAUUUGCUUUUUGUCUCAGGAAGAAAAUGAAUUGGGCAAAUUUCUUAGAUCGCAGGGUUCCCAGGAUAAAACCAGAGCAGGAAAGAUGAUGCAAGCAACUGGAAAGGCACUGUGCUUCUCCUCACAACAGAGGCUGGCACUUCGUAGUCCUUUAUGUCGCCUGUACCAGGAAGUGGAAACUUUCAGGUACCGUGCCAUUUCUGAUACCUGGCUGACAGUGAAUCGAAUGGAACAGUCUCGCACAGAAUACCGGGGAGCACUACUCUGGAUGAAAGAUAUUUCUCAGGAGUUGGAUCCUGAUGUGUAUAAACAUCUAGAAAAGUUUAGGAAGGUCCAAGGCCAAGUUCGUAUUACGAAGACUCACUUCGACAAAUUAAAGAAUGACGUGUGCCAGAAAGUGGAUUUACUGGGAGCAAGUCGUUGCAAUCUUCUUUCUCACAUUUUAGUAACUUAUCAGACAACAUUACUUCAUUUUUGGGAAAAGACUUCUCACACCAUGGCAGCUAUUCACGAAAGUUUCAAAGGCUACCAGCCGUAUGAGUUUGCAAUGCUGAAGGUUUUGCAAGGACCUGUAAAUGAAUUGAUAGAGCAGAUGUCUCAAGGAGAAAAUAAUGCAAAGAAUAAUGUUGCAAAGGAUGCAUCUGAUACAGAUGAUGAGCUUAUCUCAUUAAAAGAGGAUAACGAAAAUAAGGAAUCUAUUACUUCAGAUACAACUCUGGCUCCAGUAACAAGAAAAGAUGGCUUUUCAACUUUGCAAGCCAAGUCUUCAAGCAAUCAGCAUGAAUCAAAAUGUAUAGAUGAUUUGUUAGCUCUGAAGAAGGAAGAAAAGCCAAUUUUGUCUCAAAGUGCUCCAACAAAUCUAUUGAUCAACCCCAUUGAAUCUCAAACAAAUGAGAAGGAUGAAAUGGCAUUGUUGAAUGAAAUACUAAAUGGGACAUCGCUGGAAGAGGGUGACUUCAGCAGAGAAUGGCAGGCAGUAUUUGGAGAAGGUCUGAGUUCGCCAAGCCAUCCGGCAGCUGGUGAGUCGGACCCAUCUCCCUCUCCUUCAAGCUUCCUCCCUUCUCAACUGUUUGACAAAAGCUUGGGAGAUCGAUCAACUUCCAUUACUGGUUGGACGGCAGUCGGCCUCAAUCUUCAACCUGCAUCUCAAUCAAAAGAGCAGCCAAAUGGAUUCAUUGGGGAUAUGAGUGCUCCGAAAAGUUCAACUGACCAGUCUACAUGGUUUAAACUUUUCGCUGACCUGGACCCAUUAUCAAACCCGGAUGCAAUUGGACGAACUGAUGAGGAGCAUGAACUCCUUAAUGCAUGACACACAUUAGUCUAAGAUGUAAUCAUGACUGUAAUAUUGUAAUCUUUGGUAAGUCUAUUGAAUGUUGACUACUAGAUGCUAAUUUUCUAAACUUACACUCAUUAUAACCUGCUGAAAAAAUAUUUAAUUAUUUUUGUCAGCACAAACGAUAGAAAUCUAUUAAAAAGACAAUCUGUAAAUGUUGCUGUCUUGUUACUAAAUGAAAGAGUAGAGAAUAAUUUCAUUUUUGUUCAAUUAACCAAAUGUUUUCUAGGCUACUUUCUACAACCAACAAUAAAUCUAUUUAAUUGGCAACACUUUUUAUCCAGAGAAACUCUGUCAUUGCAUAGAGCCAACUUCAGUUACUCUCAGAGAACAAAUUGGAAUUUAUUUUCAUUGGGAGGGGUAAAAUGCUCCAGUUGCUCAGAAAUGUACUGUAUAUGUUCCUAUUUUUGUCAGGGAAUCAAUCAUCUCCCCCCACUACAUUGUACAUGGGUCUCAUUCUGAAAUACACAUUAAUUCAUGUUCUCAAAUCAUUAGUAAUAGGAAAAAAAGCAAGUAUCGCAUUGAUAUAAUUAGUUAACUUUGAGGUUGUUAUGAAAUCUACAUUGUAACUCCAUGUGCCAUUCUAUUAACAGCAUGGGUACUGACUGAGACAUGUUGUAUUGUCAUUAGAUGUAUCAGUAGCCUUGGCAGCAUUGCUAAAUCAGCACAUACUGUAUCUCUGAAUCACGGAUAAAGGAAGGACUACAGCUUUUGGGCUGGUAAGCAGAGCGAUAGCAAUUUCAGCUCAAGAAAAGGGAGGAGGUCCUGAAAACAAACUACAGGGGGUUAGGAAGGAAGUUAAGAAGCAGGACCGCAAAGGUGGUAAUCUCGGGAUUACUGCCUGUGCCACGCACCAGUGAGAAUAGGAAUAGGAUGAGGUGGAGGAUAAAUGUGUGGCUGAGGGAUUGGGGCAGGGGGCAGGGAUUCAGAUUUCUAGAUGAUUGGGACCUCUUUCGGGGCAGGCGUGACCUGUACAAAAAGGACGGGUUGCACUUGAAUCCAAGGGGGAUCAAUAUACUGGCAAGGAGGUUUGCUAAGGCUAUUGGGGAGAGUUUAAACUAGAAUUGC
Hypanus sabinus (Atlantic stingray) is the source of this 3078-nucleotide messenger RNA. It is a transcript of the gene ica1, whose product is annotated as islet cell autoantigen 1. Gene Ontology annotation, biological process: regulation of transport. The transcript is spliced from 16 exons. The record is from RefSeq and is a predicted model, not a curated record. Gene Ontology annotation, molecular function: protein domain specific binding. The coding region runs from base 424 to 1986 and encodes 520 amino acids. NCBI's taxonomy places the organism in Eukaryota, Metazoa, Chordata, Chondrichthyes, Myliobatiformes, Dasyatidae. Gene Ontology annotation, cellular component: Golgi apparatus.